AUGCCCGGAAUAGUGCCGGAUGGUAACUAUAAUAAAGCAAUCACUGGUCAGUCGUGUGACCCGAUGUCGAGAAACAACCUCCGGUUCUGUCGUCCAAUACCUGAUUGUUAUGCAAAUUGUGGUCAACUCUGCAGUGAAUGUAAUGUCAACCAAGAAAUCAAAAUCAAACUCUUGUCUGAAUUCAUGCCAUUUAAUGAAACCAAAUAUAAGGAAGAACUCGAAGAAUAUAAAAGACAUUUGGAAAGUGAAUACAAAUUAUGUGCUAAUUGUGAGACAACUGUGAAGAAUAUUCUUUUGAAACCAAUCAACUGUUUGAAAGACAUUAUCAAAGGUAUCACCAAAAGGCAUGUGAGGGUCAGCCAAGACUCCGUGGAUUCGGUGUUUGUUUCACAAAAUGACAGACGACUCAAGAAGUGGUUGCCAUUUAUAGCGACUACGCAAUCGUUUGAGAAAGCAAUCAAUAAUGGAUUGAAAGGAGUUCCCAAUAGAGUUCAAGUGAAGAAUCCUAAAGAAGUGAAUAUUAAAUCAAAGGAUACCAGUGCUGACCACCAGUCCAUUGGUGAACAGAUUAAAUCGCUGUCCAUUGGCGAUGAAAUCAAUGCGAGUUCUCUUAAAGUGAAUGCAAUCCAAAGACAUCCCAUGAGGAAUGAAUUGCUGCCAAAAGCGGAUGAUUUAUCGGCUAAUUCUGCGCUCAUUUAUGGCAAUAGUCUGUCGAAGAAUAUUAUAAAUCCGGCGAAAUUCCAUUACGAGUCGAUCGCACAGACCUCUUGGGUCUCACCAUUUAAGCCAAACCAAAGUCCGUCCAAAAGUCCGCGCAAAGAGUGCUUAAAUUAUUCGCCAUAUCUUCACAACAGUCAACAGUAUCUCAGAUCUUCGCAUUGGAUUAAUAACGAUAUGUCAGGUCUGGUAACACCACCGCCUUCUGUCGCCCCUUCCGAUACCAGUGACUUCGCGUUUGCCAAUCGAUUCUCUUUACUCAACAAAACCAACUGUUCCUCAACUCAUGUGUUGGACUAUAAGAGUCGAGACUUUAACGCUUCCAAUGAGUCUAUUCUCAGGAAUACUAUUAUUAGUCAGCAAUUCAUUAGACGUGAAUCCAUUGGAAGAAGUAGUAAAGACACGGACAGUGAUCUGAGUCAAUGUAUCACCAAAAAAGAGUCAAUAAUUUUAGAGCUUCUGUUCGUCAUCCCCGACACAAAACCUAAGAGGCAUUCGUUUGAUACCUGUCUCACAGUUUUCGUACAACAUUUUGCAGUGAUUUAG
Messenger RNA from Oppiella nova, 1263 nucleotides. NCBI's taxonomy places the organism in Eukaryota, Metazoa, Arthropoda, Arachnida, Sarcoptiformes, Oppiidae. The record is from the annotation of a GenBank genome assembly.